Molecule: messenger RNA, 5613 nt
Organism: Colias croceus (clouded yellow)
Lineage: Eukaryota; Metazoa; Arthropoda; Insecta; Lepidoptera; Pieridae
Gene: GckIII
Product: serine/threonine-protein kinase 26
Exons: 12
Coding region: 700-2664 (654 amino acids)
Biological process (GO): protein phosphorylation
Molecular function (GO): ATP binding; protein kinase activity
Source: RefSeq, a predicted model, not a curated record
GACGGCCGAUGUGGAACGCUUUACGACCGCAGCCAGCACGCAACAGUCUACACUCAAAUGCGUUGUAACUCACACGCCAUCCAUCACUAUGGAUUUGUCGUGUCGGGACUGAUUUCUUUUGUGCUGUUCGACGGAGUGGAAACUGUGUGGCUGUUGUUUAAGUUACCAUUGGAUUGUAAUAUUCAGUGACGUGAACUUUAAAACGCAGUUCAGUGCCACGAUUUCGGUUCUUCCCAUUAUAUUCUACUGGAAGACGCGGUACCGUUGUAAUUUUGGCCUUUAACAGUGUAGUGACUUUAAAUGACUUCAAUGACCGCAAUAUUUCUAAACAAAAAUACGUUUAAAUUACUUUAGGUUCAUUAGCGACCAUAUUCGGUGAGACCAUUGUCCAUCAAACGUGAAUUAAUUCCAAUCGCGUCUUACUUACGUCCGGUGAGGUCUUGCUUUCAAAGUGUCAACGUUUCCAAGUAGUCAUUAUAGUUCAAACUGUGGCCAGUUUCGCUCGCUUCUGGUAUUGUGCGACUUAUCAUUUCAUAAAAAUAAAAAUUAAUCGGCUAAUUAUAAUAUUAUCAGGUGUAGGGAUGAUAAGGCAGCGGCCAGUUAUGUAGUGUAAUGUGGAUCAGUUAGCAAUCACUGCUGAUAUAAUGAGGUGAGGUGAAUUGUGAUUUGAAAAGUGUUGUGAGUGAUAAGUUAUACAAAAUGUGGGGCGCUGCGGUGUCUACUCCUCCUCAUUACCAUUACGUCCAAGGUCCUGCGGGGCCGAUGCCGCAACGCGGUCCUGCGGGUCCAAUACUGUCCGGACCCAGUGUGAGGCAUCUGAGGCCUCAGUCUUCGUAUUCCCUGCCGCACGGGAGCAACGGUCCCGGUCGGUGGAGCUGGUCUGGCAGCAAUGCGUCUUCGUUUGAUCGCAGGCAGCUCAAAGUGCCUCCGCAGCCAGCCAGGCCGGCACCACAUCGACCGUCGCAUAAUCGACAUGCCGCUAACAAGGUCGACCCUGAGCUGAUCUUCACGAAGCAAGAGAAGAUCGGCAAGGGAUCGUUCGGCGAGGUGUUCAAGGGUGUAGACAAUAGGACACAGCAAGUGGUCGCCAUCAAGAUAAUAGAUCUAGAAGAGGCUGAAGAUGAGAUCGAAGACAUACAGCAAGAGAUUAUGGUGCUGUCGCAGUGUGACAGCCCGUACGUUACUAAAUAUUACGGAUCAUACUUGAAGGGAACAAAACUAUGGAUCAUAAUGGAGUACCUCGGCGGCGGGUCUGCCUUAGACCUGAUGAAGGCGGGCAGCUUCGAAGAGAUGCACAUAGCUGUCAUACUGCGCGAAGUUCUGCGUGGUUUGGACUAUCUGCACUCGGAGAGGAAGCUGCAUCGAGAUAUAAAGGCAGCAAACGUGUUGCUCAGCGAAAUGGGAGAUGUCAAAUUGGCGGAUUUUGGUGUAGCAGGCCAAUUAACAAACACGACAAGCAAACGAAACACAUUCGUCGGCACGCCGUUCUGGAUGGCGCCAGAAGUGAUCAAACAAUCGUGCUACGACAGCAAAGCGGACAUCUGGUCCCUGGGCAUCACCGCCAUAGAACUGGCCAAGGGUGAACCGCCCAACUCGGAGCUGCACCCCAUGAGAGUGCUGUUCCUCAUACCGAAGAACAACCCCCCGCAACUGACCGGCAGUUACUCGAAGCCCUUCAAAGAGUUCGUCGAGGCGUGCCUCAAUAAGGACCCGGAAAAUAGGCCGACAGCAAAGGAGCUGCUAAAAUUUCAAUUCAUCAGAAAGGCGAAAAAGAAUUCGUAUCUAAUGGAUCUUAUAGAUAGGUAUAAGAAAUGGAAGUCGCAGAGGAGCGAGGAGAGCGAAACGGAAUCUGAGAACUCUGACUCCGAGGACAUGAGUCGCGGCGACAGCGAAGCGGACGAGCCAUGGAUAAUGACAGUGCGAGGAGCGGGCGGAGCGCGAGCGUUGCACUCGCACGCGCACUCGCACGCCAACUCGCACGCCAACUCGCAUGCCAACUCGCACUCGCACGCCAACUCGCACGUACACGACGACGAGAAGCGGCGCGUGCACGAUGAUGAAAAGAGACGUGUGCACGAUGACCCGCCUCCCCCGUCACCAACGUCGCCAACGGGCGCAGCGCCGAAGCAGAACGGCGCGCUGAUCCGCGACGAGCCGCCCGCCGAGCGGCCGCUCAACAAUAACACGCAGGACAAGCAGCCCUCUCGACAGUCGCCAAUCGUAUCAACUCCCGUGGAACAGAGAAGCACGAAGGAGCGAGACAGAGAGCGCGAUCGCGAGCGGGAGAGGGAAAGGGACAGAGAUAGAGAGCGCGAGGAGAGGAAGGAGCGCACCGAACGGGAACACGCGGCCAAUAGGGAUAGUGGCGUUUAUAAUAAGCCAGCGUCACCGUUGGACCACAGAGGAUCAAAUAACGAAGAGAACAAAGUGCGACGGCACGCCUAUCUACAGCAACUUAUUUACCCGUUACUCAAUGAGCUAUCCCGCAAGCACGGGCCGGGCAGCGCGCCUGCGAUCGAGGAGCUGCGACGCGCCUUCGAGCUCGCCGAGCGCAGCGCGCCGCACCUCACGCGCGCCUUCGUGCAACAGGUGGUCCAGAGGGUGGCGACACAGUCCCACCAGCCGGCGCAGCCCGCACACAACUCGCACCACUGGAUGAGGUAGGGACAUGUAACCUACCCCACUGGACUCGUCCGCGUCGCUGUGCUCUCGUUUCCCUCCCGCGGCUACACCGUCACACAACACCGCGACCGUACCGUGCUGUACAGUACGAAUCCGUACCGCACGUACAGCACCAAACUGUACCGCACGUACAGCACGAGACUGUACCGUACGUACAGCACGAGACUGUACCGCACGUACAACACGAGACUGUACCGCACGUACAGCACGAGACUGUACCGCACUGUACGGUACGGUACCGCCUCAUCGUACCACAAUACUAUUAUGAUAUCUCACCAAAUUUCACACGCAUACGUACUAAAUAAGACAAAUAAACAAUACAUUCGUAAAUCCAGUUGACAAUAUGUAAAAUUUUGUUUCUAUCCUAACGACUGUUCAGUAUUGUAAAGUAAAAUGUUUACAUGAUAAUUAUCGCGAUAUAAAAUUGCUUUAAAUUUGUUAUGUUUUAUUUAAUGAUUAAAUAUUUUUCUAAAAUUAUAAUUAUUAUUAGUGAUCAAUUGUGUUUUUUUUUGGUGUUUGUGUUGGCAUUUUUCUUUAUUUUAAUUGCAAUUUGUUAUUACGUGUGUAAAAUUUAAAAUAUUGUAACUAUACCAAAAUGGUCUUCCUAUAAAAGCAAUAUGUGAAAACAUUGUGUUCGGAGUAGUGUAGCCGCCAUCGAGUCACAAAAGUUGCAAUGCCAUAGAGAAAUAACGUAAUGAAUGCUUAAGAUUUUUACGUCUUAUUAUUUAAUUAUGUGCAUUAGUUAUGUAAAUAUCAUGCAACGGAUACUAUAUCUGUUCUCGUACCAUUUUUUGUCUAUUUUUUUCACUUAUUUUAAUUUUAAUACGUGGUAACGCAUGCCCUGUCACUUAGUUUAAUUCCUGUCGUUUGGAGGUUCGGUUCGUUCGUCACACUUUUAUAUAUUCGUGAGGGACAUCGCCAAUAUUUUUGCCAUACGUUCGUCUUUAAAAUUUACUAACCGUAGUUGGGGUAUUGGUAUAUUGAAAAUUAAUUGUAUUUAUUAAAAAAAUUUAAUGUGUUGAUUUUUCGCUAGUGUUUCUUAGUGUCAUUCCAGACAAAAGACAGAAUUGUCAGCAUUUAUAGAUUUUAUUGUUCUCAUUUUGUUGAAAUUACGUCCUUUUUCAUUGUGGAGAUGCACUGUGACCGUUUUGAAAAAAAAGGUUUUUUUUUGUUAUUAUUUUUUUCAUAGUCUAGUUUUGGGUUAGCGUUCUUAGUGGUUAUCUAGGGAAAUAUAAAUCCGUGACUAACGGAGAUGUGUAAUAUCGAAUCACUUGUUGCUAAAUAUUAAUUUUUAUUAUUAAAUUACGGGGAGGCGUAACUGAUACUGUGAAUUAAAAGUAUUGAGGCACCAACGACCAUUCGGUGUCCGUAUGAACAUGCUUAUAUAUGCGACAAUAUUUAGCGAUUCGGAUUAUAGAUUAUAUAUAAUAUGAAGACUACAAAAAACAAUUAUUAUUGCUGUGUAAAAAUUGUAAACCAUAUAAAUGUGUAAAUUGUGUAGUGUAUAAAGAGAUGCUGUUUAUGAAGUGUUCUUAUAAGCGUACGAAUAUAGUAUAUUAGCAAUAAACCGCGUCGUGGAAGCGGUUCGAUGUUUCUUGUAUAGCGAGAUUGUUGCACCAAAGGAGUUUAUAUGUGUGUCUGUCUUAUGUGAUAGUGUGCGCGGUGCACACAUUCCAAAACAUUUCAAUACAUCAUAUAAACGCUCUGGUGGAAUACAUACACUAUAGUAUUACCGAUUUCAUUAAUCUAAGGUGAUUCUUGUGAAUCGUAGGAGAGUACCAAAUUAAAAUCGUGCCCUCUCGCUCCGAUGCUGUGAAAUGCGUUAGGGAAGAGUGAGACGGCACGAUUGUUUUUUUAUUUUCACAAGUGUGGAAAUGUCAUUCUCGCGACGGCGGAUGUGUUGAUGCGCUUGCUGAUAAUGCUAUUGUAAAUUGUAAUAAUAUUGUAAGGGUAUAAUUUCUUUUCAAUUCUUUUCUCUUUCAUGUAUGUACUUACCUUUUCUUAAAAGAUACACAGCCGUUUUAUUUUAUCUGUAAUCUAAAUAGCAAGAGCAUCAACCCAUCGGCCUCGCGAACAGACGCUGCCUUAGACGCGUAGUUUUAAGUCCGCGCCUCUUCCACGACGCGCCUCGCCUUGUAAUUUGUUUUGCCAUGUGUGUCCAGCAUGGAGAUGUUAUGUUUAUUUGGAUGGAGAAAAAAAUCAGAAAAAAUAAUAUUUUUCCACUCGAUAUUAAAGCGUGUAGCGUUAGAAGGGCGAAUAAUUGUUGAUUAUUGAUUAAAAUUAGGGUUUUUGAGCGUCGGUAGUUGAUGUGACGUCGGCGUGAGACGGGGCCGGAAUGACCAAUAACUAAACGCUUUGUAUUAUAUAUUUGUUGUUGCCGUCUCUCUCACACUCCCUGUUUCACCGUAUACGCGUGUUUCCUUCGUUCGUGUGAAACGCGCGUUCUGAAACAGCGAGUGUUGUGAGGGUUCGUCCGAAGGUGUUCUGAAAGCACGGCUCCAAGCUCGGUAGUGGUUCGUAGUUGUUACCGUUCGCGGGUGAGCGUCGUACGGAUAUAUGUGAAUGCGCAUAGUCGAUAAAUCUAUAUUAAUUAAAGUAAUAGUGCUAAGCGUCGCUGCGUGCGUCAUUCCGAUACGAGCCGUAUAAACAUUCUUAUGAAACAUCUGUAACUGUGAUAUAAAAUAGCGUUUUAUACAGGACGUUGCGAAAUACAUGUGGUAUGCGCAUGCGGGCUGUCAGAAUGACGUGUGAAGUUGCGCGCUACAGAUAAAAUAUAAAAAAAUAAAAAAUAAGGCCCUCCACUGAUGCACUGUAUUAACAUCGACGCGUACCAUUAGUGAUGGUCAAUUAAUGUUACGGCGUCUAUCAUUCUAACACGUUUAUGUAGAAACAAAUUUGACUCUGAAAUAAAAGAAGUUAUUUAAUUUUGGA